Molecule: messenger RNA, 1176 nt
Organism: Suillus discolor
Lineage: Eukaryota; Fungi; Basidiomycota; Agaricomycetes; Boletales; Suillaceae
Exons: 1
Coding region: 1-1176 (391 amino acids)
Source: RefSeq, a predicted model, not a curated record
AUGACUGCCGCCCUCAAAGUCUUUGUGCGUGAUGCGAAGGUCUUCACUUCUCUCACUGCGCACUUCCUGCCCAAAGUCAUUCCCUAUCAACCUAUCUGGGACCCCCGUGACAAUCACGAUUAUUCUCCUGAUGACAGUGAAAGGCCACUCAGUCCUUGCUGGGCGUAUGCAUCGCGUCCAUGGUUUCCUGUCGUGCCUUUGAACCCGAGCUUUGAUGGGCCCAUCUUCGAAUGCCUGAACCACACCAGGUUUUCUCUCCGCACAGAGGUCGAUGCACAGGGCAAGCACAUACUUCAUCGCGACAUCAGAGAAAGAUGGUACGAGCUAGAGAAGAAAUUGAUCUGGUGCCAGGAGCGUUUGGGUGCCGGGAUGUUCGUUCCGUGGGGGACUACACUUCCACCCCCUCCACAUACAUUUGGGUAUCUUCGUUCACACGAGAAUGCCAAACUCGCUGUAAAGGUCGCGCAACGCAUUUUUAUGUACGUCGAUUCCUAUCCUCAUUGCACUGCGACUGAUAUUUUUCUAGUAACUGCCGCUGCCUGCACAUGGCACAUUAUGAGUCGCCGAUAUCGAGGUUCCAAUCGCCCCUGGAUGUCUGUCUUGACCGAUGACCGCGAGUGCCCCAUACCGGCUGAAUGGGUUCUCGAGUUAUCGUGUUCGUUUGUGGGAGAUCUGUCGGCCAAUGUUCAACGCACCGGAGUGUUCAUCUCCUCCAUCCACUGCCCUUGGGAAGGGCAACUGCCCAUGUUCGAACAUUUCUCGAUCCCAAUAUGGGUCCUCUGCACCGAGGGCGUGUCUGUCGUUGACCCUAUGUUGCGUAGCUAUAUUCCCUUCCGGGAGGCUGUCACCUCUGCGACCGAGGCCCUACAAUGGGGCCAAACACCAGCUGGCGGAGAAAUGCAACCGGAGCCUGUCUUCGCAUGGGGCGAUGUAGAUUCCUCAUGGGGUCACGCUGACAAUGGGUGUCAGAGCGGCGGAGAAAAUCAACUCAUCUCACUUGAUUCCCAAGAAGAGGUGUCUCCCGUCCUUCUGUUUCCGGAGCCCGAACGCAACAGUGGACAGUUGCGAGGAGAAGAUUGGCAGGUGUUCUUAGCGCGGCGCCGCGAGGGAAAUAUGAAAAGAGAGGAGAAAGAGGCAAAAAGACAAUACUUUGAACUCGAGCCUGAAAGUGCGUAA